AUGAGCCUGGCCUCAGUGACGCUGGCCAGUGCACUGCAGGUCAGGGGUGAAGCUCUGUCUGAGGAAGAAAUCUGGUCCCUCUUGUCCCUGGCUGCUGAGCAGCUCCUGGAAGACCUUCGCAAUGGUUCCUCAGAUUAUGUGGUCUGUCCCUGGUCAGUCUUGCUGUCUGCAGCUGGAAGUCUUUCUUUCCAAGACCACGUUUCUCAUGUAGAGGCUGCACCAUUCAAGGCCCCUGAACUCCUACAAGGAUCGAGCAGGGAUGAGAAGUUGGAUGUGUCACAGGUGCAUGUCUAUUCUUUGGGAAUGACUCUCUACUGGUCAGCGGGCUUCCAUGUCCCACCAAACCAGCCCCUGCCGCUCAGCGAGCCAGUGCACACUCUCCUGCUGGCCAUGUGUGAAGAUCAGCCGCACAGGCGGCGUCCACUACUGUCAGUUCUGGAAGUCUGUCGGGUCCACCAGGACGAAGUGGCUAUGUACCCCGCCCCUGCCAGCCUCCACAUCAGAAGGCUGGUGGGCUUGGUGCUCAGUUCUAUCUCUGAGGUGGAGAGGAGAGUUGUGGAAGAAAGCACCUGUGAGCCACAGAGCAGAAGCUAUCUGCUCAGGAAGAGGCUGCACCAGGCAAGCAGCAAGAGCCCUGCUACCCAGGCCCUGGAUGAUCUGCAUCCUUGCAGAGUUUCAGAGAGAAGCAUGGAAACUCAGAGCUCCCUGGAUCCCCGCUGGAGCAACACAACACAGAGUCGCUGCAGCCUCUUUGUUAACAGCAGUGUUGAAGGUGCUGUUCCCCAUGACGUUCAGGAAGACAGGAGGCUCAGUUCCGGGUCUGUGCCCUUGGCAGGAGCAGAAAGAUCACGGCCAACAACUCCUUCUCCAAGAAGUUUCCUGCAAAGAAAAGGAAAGUUUUCUAGGCCGGAGUUUGUCCUGAUGGCUGGAGAGGCCCCAGUGACCCUACAUCUGCCUGGAACUGUUGUGACCAAAAAAGGGAAAUCCUAUUUGGCUCUCAGUGACCUCUGUGUGGUCCUGCUGAGUGGGCAGUGUCUGGAAGUGAAGUGUGACGUCAGGUCCACGGUGGGAGCUGUCUUCAAUGCUGUCAUGUCCUUCACUAAUCUCAGAGAGACCACCUACUUUUGUCUGGCUUAUGUGAAAGGCAAAGAGUUCUUUUUCCUGGACAAUGAAACCAAACUGUGCAAAAUUGCCCCUGAAGGCUGGAGUGAGCAGCCACUGAAGACCUCGCUGGACACCUUCACACUCUUCCUGCGGAUAAAGUUCUUUGUCAGCCAUUGUGGGCUGCUCCAGCACAGCCUGACAAGGCAUCAGUUUUAUCUGCAGCUUCGGAAAGACAUCCUGGAAGAGAGGCUGCAUUGCAACGAUGAGAUGCUACUGCAGCUGGGAGCUCUCGCCUUGCAAGCUGAGUUUGGCAACUAUCCUAAGGAGGAGGUGGAAAGUAAGGCCUAUUUCCGAGUUGAAGAUUACAUCCCUGCCAGUCUGCUAGACAGAAUGACUGCUCUUCGGGUCCAGGUUGAAGUCUCUGAGAUGCACCGGCUCAGUGCUGAGCUGUGGAGAGAGGAUGCUGAGCUGGAGUUCUUGAGGGUCACCCAGCAGCUUCCAGAAUAUGGAGUGUUCAUUCACCGAGUUUUCCCAGAGAAGAAAAGACUGGAAGGGGAGAUGGCCUUGGGAAUCUGUGCCAGAGGUGUCAUAGUCUACGAAGUGAAAAACAACAGCAGAAUUGCAACCUCAUGGUUUCUGUGGAGAGAAACUGGGAAGAUCUCGACUUGUCGAAAAAAGUUCACUAUCACCAGCAGUAUCACUGGGAAAAAGCAUACGUUUGUUACUGAUUCGGCCAAGAUCUGUAAAUAUUUACUGAGGCUCUGCUCUGCCCAGCAUGCGUUUAAUGCACAGAUGGACUCUGGGCACACUCACUACCUUUUACCUGACCAGGACAAGUUUCUGCAAAUGGCCAAUCUGAGUCCUGCAUACCAGACCCAGGCCAAAGCUCUCACUUGGAUUCAGAGACUGUCACGCUCAGAAAAUGAGCUGUUUGCACCCAGGUUGCAGGACCCCCCGAGAGACCAGCUUAACCCAUGGCUGGAAAACUUCAACAUGGAAAUCAGCAAGGAAACUGGGACGGCACGAAUCAGAGGCAGCCCCCACACUGACCAGGAGCAGCCAGACACCAACUGUUUGAUCCAGAAGCCAACUACCUGUGGCCAUCUCUCUAGGUCACUUGUUCAGAAUGUCUGUACAGGGCCACAGAAUAACAGAAGAGAGACUUCUACAGCAGACCCUGGUCAAGAAAUCAUUCAUGUGGCACUGAACCGUGAUCCACACCGUGGUUUUGGUUUUGUCAUUAAUGAGGGAGAAGAUGAGGGUCAAGUGAACCCUGGUAUUUUCAUAUCCUCUAUUAUUCCAGGGGGGCCAGCAGAAAAAACUAAAAAGAUCAAACCAGGAGGGCAGAUACUGGCUUUGAAUCAUAUCAGCCUGGAGGGCUUCACAUUCAACAUGGCUGUCAGAAUGAUUCAAAAUUCUCCAGACAACAUAGAAUUAAUAAUUUCACAGUCCAAAGGUAUUUGUGGAAACAUCACCAGUGAAGAGAUGAAUAGCCCAGCCAAUUCUGGAAUCCUCUCUGCAGACAUCCUGAGCAGCGAUCAACAGGGAAGUUUGUCAUUACAUACAGAAGACCCAAACAGAAGUCGUGGAGGACUGGAAAUGGCUCGGGUGCUAAGUCCAGUCCCCAGGCAGAGGCUUGAACUGUCCCCUCUUCCAAAGGGUGUCGGUUCUUCUUGUCCUCCAUCACCUCCAGAAACCAAUGCUGGUGAAAUCUACUUUGUGGAGCUGGUGAAGGAAGAUGGAACCCUUGGCUUCAGUGUGACUGGUGGCAUUAACACAAGUGUGCUAUAUGGAGGAAUCUAUGUGAAAUCCAUCACUCCUGGAGGCCCAGCUGCCAAAGAAGGACAGAUCCUACAGGGUGACCGUCUCCUGCAGGUGGAUGGAGUUAGUCUGUGUGGCCUCACUCAUAGGCAGGCUGUGCAAUGUCUCAGAGGUCCUGGGCAGGUCGCCAAACUGGUCUUAGAGAGAAGAGGCCCCAGGGUUGCACAGCAAUGUUCUGCUAAUGAGAGGAUGGGUGAUGAACGUGCGGUGGUUUCCCUGGUAACAGCCCUGCCUGGCAGACCUGCGAGCUGUGUCUCAGUGACAGAUGGUCCUAAGUUUGAAGUCAAACUGAAAAAGAAUACCAAUGGUUUGGGAUUCAGUUUCGUGCAUGUGGAGAGAGCGAGCUGUGGCCCCUUCCAGCAGGACCUUGUGAGGAUCAAGAGGCUUUUCCCGGGGCAGCCAGCGGAGAAGCAUGGGGCUAUUGCAGCUGGUGACAUUAUCCUGGCAGUGAACGGAAGACCCACGGAAGGCCUUGUUUUCCAGGAGGUGCUCCAUUUGCUGCGAGGGGCUACACCAGAAGUCACACUUCUCCUCUGCCGGCCUCCUCCAGGCUCACUGCCUGAGAUGGAGCAGGGAUGGCAGACUCCUGAAGUCUCAGCAGACAAAGGAUUUGCCGGGGCAGUGUGUACCGACUUGGAGCAGGGCCCCAUUGUGGACCAAGGGGGCCACUGGAGGGACAGCACCUCUGGAGACACAGGGGAAGGCCUGGAGCUCAAGCCAGAGGCUGUCAGCAAGGUGGGCAGAGAAGGACAAGGGAACCGAGACCGAGACAGACAUUGGAUGAAGUCCUCAAGGCGUCCUCUAGAAUCCCAUCCUCACUUAUGUAAACUUCACCAAGGAACAGAGACACUCACGUUGGCAUCUUCUUUGGAAAAGGAUAUGAGGCAAAACUGCUACUCAGUCUGUGAUAUCAGCAGACUUGGGAGAUAUUCCUUCUCAUCCUCACUAACCAGACUUGCAACAGAUAUUUUCUGA
Molecule: messenger RNA, 3900 nt
Organism: Dipodomys ordii (Ord's kangaroo rat)
Lineage: Eukaryota; Metazoa; Chordata; Mammalia; Rodentia; Heteromyidae
Gene: Frmpd2
Product: FERM and PDZ domain containing 2
Exons: 28
Coding region: 1-3900 (1299 amino acids)
Cellular component (GO): cytoskeleton
Molecular function (GO): protein binding
Source: RefSeq, a predicted model, not a curated record